Ceratosolen solmsi marchali is the source of this 2567-nucleotide messenger RNA. RefSeq names its product intraflagellar transport protein Oseg5 (gene Oseg5). Gene Ontology annotation, cellular component: intraciliary transport particle B; cilium. Bases 56 to 2431 code for a protein of 791 amino acids. NCBI's taxonomy places the organism in Eukaryota, Metazoa, Arthropoda, Insecta, Hymenoptera, Agaonidae. The record is from RefSeq and is a predicted model, not a curated record. Gene Ontology annotation, molecular function: protein binding. The transcript is spliced from 15 exons. Gene Ontology annotation, biological process: cilium assembly.
UUUACAUCGUGUCUUAUAGUGUUUAAAGUGUAAAGUAUCCAUAAUAAUUUCUGAAAUGAGAUUUAAAAUAUCUCAACAAGGGUCCAAUCGACAUAAGAAAACCGUCACUUGCGUCGCCUGGAUUGCAUCUGACGAAAUUUUUUCCUGUGGCGACGAUCACUUCUUAAUGUCUUGGAAAUUCGAGGGUGGAACGAUAAACUCCAAAAUUGUGACAGAAUUUCCAGAGGAUUUUUAUCCUACGGAUAUGCAAUGGCAUCCUCGACCUGCUCAAACAAAUUUAGGUGCAGUAAAAAAACAAGCAAUUGAUGUCCUAUUGAUAACAACAACGGAUGGUAAAUUUCAUUUGGUCAGUAAAAAUGGAAGAAUAGAGAAAUCUAUUUCUGCCCAUAAUGGUGCAACAAUUUCUGGAAAGUGGAGUUACGACGGUUCAGCUUUAUUUACAGCUGGUGAAGAUGGUAUAAUAAAAGUUUGGUCUCGAAGUGGUAUGCUGCGAUCUACUGUUAUACGAUGCAAUCAGCCCAUACUUGCCGCGGCAUGGAGUUCCGAUAAUUCUUCGAUUUUGUACUCCCAAGGACCUUAUUUGCUUAUACAAUCCUUGACAAUUAGUUCCAAACCGCAAAAAUGGCAAGCACACGAAGGUUUAAUACUCGUUAUAUCUUGGAAUCAGUUUCACGGUCUCAUUAUUUCUGGAGGAGAAGAUUGCCGUCAUAAGAUUUGGGAUACCAACGGCAACCUAUUGUAUGCGAGCGUCGUCGGUGAUUAUCCCAUAACAGCUGUAAAUUGGUGCUUGUCCGGUAACUAUGUGACCGUCGGUUCCUUUAACACCCUCAAGCUCUGUGAUAAGACUGGGUGGUCACAUUCACUUGACAAAAUUCAAGUUGGCAGUAUUUACAGCAUUGCCUGGUCGAGCGACAGCACUCAAGUAGCACUAGCAUGUAGCGACGGCAGCGUUCUCGUCGCUCACAUUAUCGAGAAAAAACUGGAGUAUAAUGGAUUUGAAGCAAAUCUUGUUAAACGUAAGACGAUUCAAGUAACUCAGGUAGGCAGUGACGUCAAUGAAAUCUUAGACAUAGCAGAUCGAGUGGUACAAUUAGAAUUUGGUUUUGACCAUUUAGUCGUAAUAACUCCGAGUCAAUGUCAUAUAUAUUCCGUCAAGAAUUGGAAUACACCCGCCAUAUUCGAUUUGAAAAAUGGCUCUGUUACAGCUGUUUUACUUACAGAUAAGCAUUUUUUAUUAGUCGAGGGAAGCCUUUUAUCGCUGCAUAGUUAUCAGGGUCGAUUUUUAGGUGCCCCAAAGUGGAAAGGAAUGGUUCAAGAACCUCUUUAUCCGCCUUGUAUUUCAAUCUCUGUCGAUACACUUGUUGUUCGUAAUCAAAGCAAUCAUAAAGUUUUGCAUGUUUUAGAGAUAUCUCAAAAAAAACCUAUCGCUGAAGGACAACCAUACACGCACAUUCAAAAUAUUUCCUCUUUAGCUCUGAAUUACGUUGGUGGAGUUAACGAUCGACAACUUGCGUUGAUCGAUGAAAAUAAAAAUUUAUUUUUAAUUUCUAUAAGAACUAGCGGAUUUGGACGUUUAUGUAAAAUAGCUGCAAUGGCACUGAAUAUCGCUUGGGCUAUCGAUGCUAAUGUCUUGGCUGCGAUGCUAGAUGCGACCUUGUCAGUGUGGCUUUGUCCAAAUUGUGUUCAUUAUAGCGAUCGUAAAAUUAUACGAAAGACUCGUGUGGAUAAAGAUAGCAGUGAAUUUGGUAAAUAUCCAACCAUCGUAAACGUUCAGAAUGGUCUAGUAACUGUAAGACGCGGUGAUGGAGCUUUAAUUAUUUCAUCUUUUUAUACAUUCUUUACUAGUCUACAUCAGCAUAUUUUAAAUGGACGCUGGGAAGAAGCAGUUUCUUUAUGCCGAAUAGUUCAGAAUGAAACCUUAUGGACUUGUAUAGCAGUGAUGGCUAUUGACGGCAAACAAUUAAAUAUAGCAGAAGAGGCUUGUGCAGCUAUUGGUAGAUACGAUAAAGUUGAUUAUAUCUGUUACAUAAAGAAACUACCUAAUGAACUGGAGAGAUUGUCACAAACGGCUCUUCUAGCCGGUGAUUUACAGGCAGCGGAAGGUAUUCUCUUGCAAAAUGGACUCACGGUUGAAGCAAUCAAAAUCAAUAUUGAAAUGUACAACUGGAAUAGAGCUUUAGAACUUGCAAUAAAACACAAAAAGCUAGUACGAGAAGUAUUGGACUCGCGUCGUCGGUAUCUUGAAAUUCUUGAUAAAAAAGAAGUUAAUCAAACCUUUCUCACUGUUCAAACAAACAUAAUAAAAAGUCAAGCAGCAAAAAGGGAUCUCCGAGAAAAUAUGAAGGAACAGGAAAGAGAAAAGGAAGAACUUAUGCAUCAUGAAAUGGAUAAUAGUAUUGAAGCUCAAAACAUAACUACAUGCGAAGAAUAAUAUACUUCAUUUUUCAAUGCUAUUCACAAUGAAAAGAGAAGGAUCCCUGAUAGAUGUUUUAAACAAUAACCACGUUACUAAUUAAUAAUUAAUGACUCGUCACUUUAUUAAUCAGAAGCCUCAAACUGACUAAUAC